GAAGUCCUCUUUCAGUUCCUAUUUGGAAGUUAGAAGUCAUAGAUCGAGUGCCAAAAAAUAACCAUGGCUGAUGAUCAGGGUCGAGGACGCAGGCGUCCACUUAACGAAGAAGAACCCUCCAAUUCCCGAGGAAGUGAUGAUGGGCCGAGGGUGAAAGUAUUCAGAGGCUCUUCAUCGGAUGGUUUGAGAGCAGACCCUCGAUUAGAAUCUUCAAGAGAGAGGGGAUCCCUCGAGGAAGCCUCCAGGCGUGGAAGUGGCCAACAAGAGCGAAAGCCGCGGGGCGAUCAAUAUGAUUACCUGAAUACCCGUCCGGCUGAGUUGGUAUCCAAAAAGGGAACUGAUGGCGUCCCGGUUAUGCUGCAGACAAACUUUUUCCGACUAAAAACUAAGCCGGAAUGGCGGAUCGUUCAUUAUCAUGUGGAGUUUGAGCCGAGCAUUGAGAAUCCUCGUGUCCGUAUGGGAGUUUUGUCCAAUCAUGCUAACCUUCUGGGAUCCGGCUAUCUUUUCGACGGGCUGCAACUGUUCACCACCCGAAAGUUUGAGCAGGCAAUCACGGUGCUAAGCGGAAAGUCGAAGAUGGACAUUGAAUACAAAAUAUCCAUAAAGUUCGUGGGAUUCAUAUCGUGUGCUGAGCCCCGCUUUUUGCAAGUUUUGAAUCUCAUUUUGCGGCGCUCCAUGAAGGGCUUAAAGCUGGAAUUAGUUGGUCGUAAUCUAUUUGAUCCCCGAGCUAAGAUCGAAAUAAGGGAGUUCAAAAUGGAGCUUUGGCCAGGCUAUGAGACAUCGAUUCGCCAGCAUGAAAAAGACAUUCUGUUGGGCACUGAAAUAACUCACAAAGUUAUGCGCACCGAAACGGUCUACGACAUAAUGCGACGUUGUUCGCAAAAUCCGGCUCGUCAUCAGGACGAAGUUCGAGUAAAUGUUUUGGAUUUGAUUGUCCUUACAGAUUACAAUAACAAAACUUAUCGUAUCAACGAUGUCGACUUUGGACAAACUCCGAAAUCAACAUUCAGUUGCAAGGGUAGGGAUAUUAGUUUUGUGGAAUACUAUCUCACUAAAUAUAACAUACGCAUUCGUGACCAUAAUCAGCCGUUGUUGAUAUCUAAAAACAGAGACAAGGCUCUAAAAACUAAUGCCAGCGAAUUGGUGGUACUAAUUCCUGAGCUUUGCCGAGUGACUGGACUCAAUGACGACAUGCGCUCAAACUUUCAGCUUAUGCGUGCCAUGAGUAGUUACACGCGAAUGAAUCCCAAACAACGCAUUGAUCGAUUGCGCACUUUCAACCACCGCUUGCAAAACACUCCAGAAAGUGUGAAAGUUUUGAGAGACUGGAACAUGGAUCUCGACAAGAACGCUACAGAAGUACAAGGUCGCAUAAUUGGACAGCAAAACAUCGUGUUUCAGCAUGGAAAGGUUCCUGCUGGAGAAAACGCUGAUUGGCAAAGGCAUUUCAGAGACCAGCGGAUGCUCACCACUCCGAGCGAUGGCCUCGAUCGGUGGGCUGUUAUCGCGCCGCAAAGAAAUUCACAUGAGCUAAGAACUUUACUUGACUGUUUGUAUAGAGCCGCUAGUGGAAUGGGUCUACGAAUUAGAAGCCCCCAGGAAUUCAUAAUUUAUGACGAUCGCACAGCAACUUAUGUGAGAGCUAUGGAUGAUUGUGCCCGCUCGGAUCCCAAACUUAUAUUAUGCCUUGUACCCAAUGACAACGCCGAAAGAUACUCGUCAAUCAAAAAGAGAGGCUACGUUGACAGGGCUGUGCCCACUCAAGUUGUGACCAUUAAAACGACUAAGAAUCGUAGCCUUAUGAGCAUUGCCACCAAAAUAGGAAUUCAACUGAAUUGCAAGCUGGGAUAUACACCCUGGAUGAUCGAACUGCCCUUGUCAGGACUAAUGACGAUCGGCUUUGACAUUGCGAAGAGUACACGUGAUCGUAAGAGGGCAUACGGAGCAUUGAUCGCCUCCAUGGAUCUACAGCAAAACUCCACGUACUUCAGCACGGUUACGGAGUGUAGUGCUUUUGAUGUGCUCGCUAACACCCUUUGGCCCAUGAUAGCAAAGGCCCUGCGUCAAUAUCAACGAGAGCAUAAGAAGCUGCCAUCACGAAUUGUAUUCUAUCGAGACGGCGUAAGCUCUGGUUCACUAAAGCAGCUUUUUGAAUUUGAAGUGAAGGACAUCAUAGAGAAACUUAAAGCUGAAUACGCCCGCGUAGAUCUAAGCCCACCGCAAUUAGCCUAUAUUGUGGUUACUAGAUCCAUGAACUCGCGCUUCUUCCUCAACGGACAGAACCCUCCGCCUGGCACUAUAGUUGAUGACGUUAUAACUUUGCCCGAACGAUAUGACUUUUAUCUGGUCUCCCAACAAGUUCGCCAGGGAACAGUGUCGCCGACUAGCUACAACGUUCUCUACAGCAGCAUGGGUAUCUCCCCGGAUAAAAUGCAAAAGCUUACGUACAAGAUGUGUCACUUGUACUAUAAUUGGUCAGGCACCACACGGGUGCCCGCCGUUUGCCAGUACGCUAAAAAACUUGCUACCCUUGUCGGUACGAACUUGCACUCCAUUCCGCAGAGCGCGCUCGAAAAGAAGUUUUAUUAUCUAUAAUUGGGUAUACUUUACGAUGGAGUCCUGGACCCUCCCUAAGCGGCAGUAAUUGAAACUUGCCCAGCCAUUUUUAGUUUUAUAAACACUUUCCUACUUUUGUUCACCAUUACAAGUUAUCAAUCAAGACAUGUUCAUUAAUUUGGAAUAUAAUUACUUUAUUUGUAUUAUAUAUUUUAGUUUAUGUAAAGAAAAUUACAUACAUCCAUGUUUGCUUACUUAACCACA
Drosophila yakuba is the source of this 2820-nucleotide messenger RNA. RefSeq names its product protein piwi (gene piwi). The coding region runs from base 64 to 2595 and encodes 843 amino acids. Gene Ontology annotation, cellular component: P granule. Lineage: Eukaryota; Metazoa; Arthropoda; Insecta; Diptera; Drosophilidae. The transcript is spliced from 8 exons. The record is from RefSeq and is a predicted model, not a curated record. Gene Ontology annotation, biological process: regulatory ncRNA-mediated gene silencing. Gene Ontology annotation, molecular function: piRNA binding; protein binding.